This is a messenger RNA of Ramularia collo-cygni, 1605 nucleotides long. Its product is annotated as related to Carboxypeptidase 2. The record is from RefSeq and is a predicted model, not a curated record. Bases 1 to 1605 code for a protein of 534 amino acids. Gene Ontology annotation, biological process: proteolysis. NCBI's taxonomy places the organism in Eukaryota, Fungi, Ascomycota, Dothideomycetes, Mycosphaerellales, Mycosphaerellaceae. The transcript has 2 exons. Gene Ontology annotation, molecular function: metallocarboxypeptidase activity; zinc ion binding.
AUGGCAUACCACGCAGCCAUCACCCUCUUGCUGGGCACUGCUCUUGCACAAAAGUAUGGAAACAACCAUGUCGCCAUCAGACGUGAUCCUCCGCAAGUGGAGGCCAGUUUCCCAUCCCUCAAUGUCACUCUUCUAUCGCCAGCAUUCGCUUGGGCAGAUUCAAUACCAGCCGGCUUCACGAAUGGAACUGCACCACCCACCAGCGAUGCCACUUUAGAGUACUUCAUCCACAGCCUCGCGGAAAAGAACGACUGGAUGUCUUUCGUACCAGCUGAGUACUCAUCGGAGGAGGGGAGAUCCUUCUCCUAUGCUUACUUGUCCAAAGCGAGCGGAAACAUGACCAACAAUGGAUCAGGUUCAAAGGUCCGCAUCUGGCUCCAGGCUGCAGCACACGGCAAUGAGCCUGCUGGCGACCAGGCUAUUCUGGCACUUCUGGGAAAGAUGGAUGCUAAUCAGACUUGGGCAUCUUCCGUCCUCGACAAGGCGGAUAUCAUGAUCUUACCAAGAUAUAAUCCCGACGGAACUGCAUACUUCCAGCGAACUCUUGCCACAAACUACGACCCCAAUCGCGACCAUAUCAAGCUUGCAAGACAGCAAACUCGGAACAUCAAAAAGACGAUGACAACGUUUGCUCCUCAUGUUGUUGCUGAUAUGCACGAAUAUGGWGCUUCGUCUCGGUACGGAGGACUGUAUCUUCCAGGUGCUGAUGUUAUGUAUUCUGCCGCGAAGAAUCUGAACAUCAAUCAAGACAUUCGAACGUUAUCGGAGGAGCUUUUUGCGCCCGCGAUAGGAGCGGACUUGGUCGCCAAAGGACUUCGUUGGGAACCCUACGUGACAGGAUCCAGCAGCAGGGAUCCCAACUCGACCAUCACAUACUACGAAGCUGGCAGUGAUGCCAAGAUUGGCCGCAACGGAAUGGGCCUCACUCAGUCUGUAACCUUCCUCUUUGAAAUGCGUGGCAUCGGAAUCGCGGAUCAGGAGUUCCAUCGUCGUACCGUUGCUGGACUGAGUUUGCUUGAAAGCAUCGUCCAGGUAGCUGUCGACAAUGCGGAGCAGGUUCUCGAAACCAUUGAAGGUGGAAUUGAGAGCUUCAUCUCCAGCAAUGACCCAAUUGUCAUCACCGAUGGUACCGAGAAGUCAAUGAGGAACUGGACAUUCGUUGAAUACGAGACUGGUGAUGUGGUACAGGUUCCUGUAGAGUUCUACUCCACCACUCCAGUGACCGCCAACCUCACUCGGUCUAGACCUGAAGCCUAUAUCAUCCCGCGUGCGUGGGCUGAUUUGGUGACUCGUCUCGAAGMUUCCGGGCUUGAAGUUGAGCGAGUUCCCUACACGUACCGCGGACAAGUGGAGGCUCUCACGAUUGAGUCUGCUUUGCUAGGAGACUCGUACUACGAGGGCGCGAUCCUGUCUACGGUAACCACCAACUCCACAAGUAUUGAUGUUGAGCUUCCGCCUGGUAGCUACCGAGUCAGCACACGUCAGAAGAAUGCCGCGUUGGCGAUUGUGGCACUUGAACCUGAGAACAUCGACUCGUACGUGAGCUUCAACAUUAUUCCUAUGGAAGUAGGCGAUGAGUACCCAAUCUACCGAGAAAUGGCCUAA